This is a messenger RNA of Nothobranchius furzeri (turquoise killifish), 2256 nucleotides long. RefSeq names its product TBC1 domain family member 10A. The record is from RefSeq and is a predicted model, not a curated record. Lineage: Eukaryota; Metazoa; Chordata; Actinopteri; Cyprinodontiformes; Nothobranchiidae.
AUGACUUCCGGUAGGUGGCAGAAGAGGGUUGGGUUAAAUGAGAUUCCAAGGAUGUUUUGUUUAUUAACCAGUCAGGCAGAUUCUCUUCCUUAGCCUGCAGCUAAUCUGCAUUCCUGCUGACAGAAGAGAUUCUCGGUAGAAAGUGUUUGUCGGUCAGCUGACAGCUGUGAGAUAGUAGCAUGUUACCGUCGGAGUUAGCGUGCAGACACCGAGCUAAUUCAACGGUAAAACCAAUCGCUCUAUUUGAAUCUAGCGGGCUAGUCUUUUUGCGUAAGCGAAACAUUUAUUUCUAUAGCGAAGCAAGGACAUUUUACCAAAACGUGCCCCCAAGGUGGCUGUUUUAGCAUCAAUGUGCGAGUAGCUAAGUAAUUGUUUCUCAUAGCAACUAGCUAGCUGUCACCAGCGGGAGUCUGAUGGAGAACUCGUUCUAAAGUUUGAAGACAUCUUCUGCUGCUGCCGAUGUCGAUUAAAUGGCAGAAGCCGAGCAGGACGAUGGGCUCGAAAUCGGUGGCAGCACGGAGAAGUUGACGGAUGGAGAGAAAGGAACUUCUCGUGGAUCAAACAACUCCUUUACCGGGGACACACAGGUGGACAAGUAUGGGUUCUUAGGAGGAGCUCAGCAGAGCGCCACAGAAGAGGCGGAGGAGAUCCCCUCUGAUGUGCUGAGGCAGCGGGAGUUGAAAUGGCUGGAGAUGUUAAAAAGCUGGGACAAGUGGAUGGCCAAAAAACACAAGAAGGUGAAAGAGCGUUGCCAGAAAGGAAUUCCUCCAUCCCUGCGGGGUCGGGCCUGGCUCUACCUCACUGGAGGGAAAGCAAAAAAGGAGCAAAACAGGAGCAAGUUUGAGGAACUGAAGAACCAUCCAGGAGAUCCCAAAUGGCUCGACGUCAUAGAGAGGGACCUUCAUCGACAGUUCCCUUUCCAUGAAAUGUUUGCAUCAAAAGGAGGUCUUGGGCAGCAGGAUUUGCUAGACGUGCUGAAGGCUUACACUGUGUACCAGUCUGAGGAAGGUUACUGCCAGGCUCAGGCUCCCAUUGCUGCUCUACUUCUGAUGCAUAUGCCAGCUGAGGAUGCUUUCUGGACUCUUGUCCAGAUCUGUGAAAAGUACAUUCCUGGAUACUACAGCACAGGGCUGGAGGCGAUCCAGCUGGAUGGAGAGAUUCUGUUUUCUAUGCUGCGCCGGGUGUCUCCUGUAGCCCACCGCCAUCUGAAGAAGCAAAAUGUGGAGCCGGUCCUGUACAUGACCGAGUGGUUCAUGUGUGCCUUCUGUCGGACUUUGCCUUGGGCGUCUGUGCUGCGGGUCUGGGACAUGUUUCUCUGUGAGGGAGUGAAGAUCCUAUUCAAAGUGGGUCUGGUUCUCCUAAAAUACUCACUAGGAACCCAAGAGAAGCUGAAGGGCUGCCAUGGUUUAUAUGAGACGAUGGAGCUGCUUCGAUCCAUUAACCCACAGUACACACAUGAAGCCUUCCUGGUGCACGAGAUAAUGGAGCUAAAGAUCUCAGAAAAAGACAUCGAGAAGGAGCACCAAACUCAGCUGCAUCGCUGGAAGGAGUCUCACGGAGAUCUCCGCUGCAAAUCCCCUCCAAGGAUGCACGGUGCUAAGGCCAUCAUAACCGCCGAGCCGCCAAAUCGCCUGGAGCUGAAACAGAAACCCACUAUCAUCGUGGAUCCAUUCCUGCCAAACACUGCAGACCAGGAGAACGCAGAUGAACCCAAGAAAAGUUUGCUAGAACCGGAAAAAGCUAGGGGAAGUAGGAAAACAAAAAAGAAAAAUGGACAUAUAUCCACCCUCCCUCCACGGGAGGUUUUUAAUCCUCACCCUUCUCCCAACGGGCUGUCUCUGGGUCUCAAACCCGAGCCCACUCAGGGGUCCAAAGAGAGUCUGGCUAGCAAUGAUGACACCUACCUGUAGCGGCACACGGGUCACACAACUAUACAAUCAUUCCAAACCGCUUUACUUUUGCUGUGACAUCCACCUUUUUUCUUUGAAAAAGUCGUGGAUGCUGUUAUUCACAUCCAAAUCAAUCCAUUUAGUCCUUAAACUCAAUAAAUCACAACCUUUUGGUGUGAAGUUUUGUGUUUUGAAGCUCUUUAAAAGAUGAAUGUUGAACACAGACUGUAAUGAGGUGAUUUAAUGUGGCUGUGGAUUACAAACAGGAGUAGGAAGGGAAACGGCGAUCUGAUGACCCAUGUUUAGAUUUAGACAGAAUAUUGUGCAUGUAAGCAGAGCAGGGGGGGGGGGGGGGGGGGGGGGGGGG